UGCAUCUCACUCUUGGAUGAACUGCUCAGACAGCAUGAGCGCUCAUCAUCUGACCUCAGUCUGCUCGGAAAAUGGAAUAUGACAGUUUACAGAAACAAAUGGCAUUUGAUGAAGAUGUGGUGCUCAUGGAUGAGGAUUACUGAAGUGCUUAGAAGCUGGAUGUUUUGCGUAUUGUUUGCUCCUGUUCUGCUGUUGCUGAUGACCUGUGCAGACUCCAGACUUGACUAGAGAAAGCUGGAACAAGCUUUUUCGAAGAGGCGCUGCAGUGUCUAGUGUGGAGGAAUCCCAUCUGACCGUCUCCAUGCAGAUGACCAGUGAUGGCCACAACAUCAGACCCAACAGAAGAUUCAGUUGAUGAAGUGGUGACCGAGCACAUUUUUAACCCCCUGGAGAGGAUUGUUCUGACCUUCUUCCUGGCCACCAUUAUCAUUAUGACCGUCCUUGGUAACCUGCUGGUGAUGGUGGCUCUCUGCAAAGACAGACAGCUGAGGAAGAAGAAGACCAACUACUUCAUCGUUUCACUGGCAUUCGCAGACCUUUUAGUUGCUCUUUUAGUGAUGCCAUUUGCGGCCAUAGAGCUCACCACAGGCCACUGGAGUUAUGGAGAGACGUUCUGUUUGGUCCGCACCUCACUGGAUGUUCUGCUGACCACUGCAUCUAUACUGCACCUGUGCUGCAUUGCCCUGGACAGGUACUAUGCAAUUUGCUGCCAGCCACUGGUCUACAGGAACAAGAUGACACCCAUCAGAGUGUCUCUGAUGCUGGGGGGAUGCUGGGUUAUCCCCUCAUUCAUCUCCUUCCUUCCCAUCAUGCAGAACUGGAAUGCCAUUGGCAUUGAGGAUAUUAUUGAGGAGAGGAAAUUCAGCCACGGCACAAACAAGACCUCCUGCGUUUUCUUGGUGAACCGGCCCUAUGCUCUCAUCUGCUCAGCAGUGGCCUUCUACGUGCCCUUAGGGCUAAUGAUUCUUGCCUAUCAGCGCAUUUACGUGACUGCCAUGGAACAUGCACGUCAGAUUGGGACGCUGCAGCGUGCUGGAUCCGCUCCUGUGUCCUACUACAGCCAUGACCACCAGGGCUCCAGCCGCAUGAAGAUCGAGACCAAGGCCGCCAAAACGCUGGCGGUCAUCAUGGGCUGCUUCUGCCUAUGCUGGGCUCCGUUCUUCAUCACCAACAUAGUGGACCCCUUCAUCCAGUACAGCGUACCCUGGCAAAUGUGGACGACGUGGCUGUGGCUGGGCUAUAUUAACUCUGGCUUGAACCCAUUCCUCUAUGCCUUUCUGAACAGGGCUUUUCGCAGAGCCUUCCUCAUGAUCCUGUGUUGUGGGGAUGAGCGCUAUGCCCGGCAGGGAAGCUUUAGUCCCAGCAGACCUUACUCAGCGUCUGUCAAUGGCACCUCCAUCGCGCUCAGGAGCACUUGUAUUGAGGUUCCCUCACCAGCUCUGCAGGAGCUCCUGAGACACAGAUUCAAUGGACAGGCCCAUCAACCUAGAUUAUCAUUUCUUCCUAACCGAAGCUACAGUGACAAUGGCAAACGAAUCCUGCCUAGUGAACAGGGAUCGCAGGAUUCUGCUGGUGUUUUAUAGCAAAGAGAAGACAGACCUACAGAUGGCAACAAGCUGUUACAAUGAACAAGCAUCAACCCGUGGGUGGAAGACACGUCUUCAAAUGAGACACAAAUGAAUGCUCUAAUGGCCGUGGAUUUUACCUAUCGCAGGCACGAACCUUGUGAAGAAGCCUCGCUGAGAUCAUGUAUAGACACAAAAGGUUAAAGCAGGUACAAUAGAAUGUAGAAAAUAAUUAGCCUUCAGGAAUGCGAGUGAAGCUCAAUACACAGAGGAACAAAACCGAGUGCCAGAGGACAAUGGAGUGGAUGCUUCAAAGAAAAAAAGCUUUUUUUUGACCUCUUGACCUUCUUGACCAAACAUAUUUUCAAGAGGUCAUGAGGUGCUCUCGCCACUCCAUUUUUCAUUUGUGUAACUGGCAUUUCAUCCAGUUCAGCACAGUGCAUCUGCCCAAGACUGUAAACUUUGUAAAUGCUGACAAGUGUGUAUCUCACCUGUUUCCUACUUCCUAUUGCAAUGUCAUGGCGAGCCAUGUGGCUCGCUGUAAGACCAGCACAGGCCGACAGUAUGUGCAAGUAAUAAAAAUAUAACUUAGAGCUGCUUAAGUCAUUAAAUUUUUUUAGUUUUACUUCCAUUGUUAAUGGUAUAACUUUCAGUUGAAGAUCAGUCUGGGGUAGAUGUACUUUGUUCAUGACAUUAUUUUCCUGCUUUAUUUAUUUUACAAUGUGUAGAUUCGGCUUCUAAAAUGAGGAGCAAUGACACCUGUCACUAUGUGACAUUUCUUAUUAUACAUUCUUGUAUUCUCUUUGAUCUAUGUGUUGAAAUACUGUUUAAUGUUAUCUGUGGGACAGAUCUGG
Molecule: messenger RNA, 2419 nt
Organism: Colossoma macropomum (tambaqui)
Lineage: Eukaryota; Metazoa; Chordata; Actinopteri; Characiformes; Serrasalmidae
Product: 5-hydroxytryptamine receptor 4
Exons: 9
Coding region: 318-1583 (421 amino acids)
Biological process (GO): adenylate cyclase-activating adrenergic receptor signaling pathway; chemical synaptic transmission; regulation of appetite
Cellular component (GO): plasma membrane
Molecular function (GO): G protein-coupled serotonin receptor activity
Source: RefSeq, a predicted model, not a curated record